UUUAACUUGGAAUCAGGGUCAAACUGGGUAUAGCUAUCUCAGUCAAGUGAAUUAGCUAUUGGGUUCACUAGUUCCCCUCCUGAGGUUGAGGCAUAGUACAGUACAUAAAACGGCUAGGCCUAAUCCGGCUAGGUCAGGGAAGCUUCCAGUUCCCCAUAACCUGGCCAGAAGCCAAACCGCAUCAAAACCCGACAUCAACCAAAUCUACCAUCUACAGAGCACACCUGUCCUAGACACCACAAGCUCCCACUAUGGAUGAUAUACUCGCUCCCCUCCAAGAUCUCUUGGAGGCCCAAAUUGAUUUCCACGGCCAGCGCAUCGCUGAAUACCUCUGUACCGGCCUCCUCAGCAUCUUUGCUGCGAUCGCUUUCAUCGUCGGGUACACCUACGAAGAUGUACACUUGACCCUCUGGAUCGGGCUGGCGGGGACGCUCAUCACAGCGCUGGUCGUUGUGCCGCCCUGGCCGAUGUAUAAUAAACAUCCGGAACCAUGGUUGAUUGCUGGAUCUGGGGGUGUGGGAAGGGCAGGGAUUGUGGUGGAUGGGGGGAAGCGGUGACGGAUGGGUUUGCUUUAACGUAGGGGGAGGAACAAUGGGAGUUAGAAUGCGUGUAUUUGGAUUAUUUCUUAUUUUGUGUUUCUAAUAGUGAUACUCUAGAAAUGGAAUGGAAUGGGUUGGGUUUCUGUUUCCUUGGACUUCUUUUUUUGGUUCUGGUUUUCUUGAGGGACAUAGCGAUCGUAUACAUGGCAUCAAGGUGGAAGGAAGGGGGGUAAAGCGGAAGUGAUAGGGCGCGUAGAAAUGAAAUAACGCUCUACUUUCACUUUCGUUCUUCGGAAUUUAAGUGUAGUAAUCCCCAUGAACUUUCAAUAGAUAUGACAAAAAAAAAAAAAAAAAAAAG
Blastomyces gilchristii SLH14081 is the source of this 897-nucleotide messenger RNA. RefSeq names its product microsomal signal peptidase Spc12. The record is from RefSeq and is a predicted model, not a curated record. Gene Ontology annotation, biological process: protein targeting to ER. Lineage: Eukaryota; Fungi; Ascomycota; Eurotiomycetes; Onygenales; Ajellomycetaceae. The transcript is spliced from 3 exons. Gene Ontology annotation, cellular component: signal peptidase complex; endoplasmic reticulum membrane. The coding region runs from base 252 to 557 and encodes 101 amino acids.